This is a messenger RNA of Melospiza melodia melodia, 1261 nucleotides long. It is a transcript of the gene DNALI1, whose product is annotated as dynein axonemal light intermediate chain 1. Gene Ontology annotation, molecular function: dynein heavy chain binding. Gene Ontology annotation, cellular component: axoneme; filopodium. The transcript is spliced from 5 exons. The record is from RefSeq and is a predicted model, not a curated record. Bases 15 to 632 code for a protein of 205 amino acids. Lineage: Eukaryota; Metazoa; Chordata; Aves; Passeriformes; Passerellidae.
GUGCCGCGGCCGCCAUGGCGGCGCCGCCGGAGUCGCUGCUGCGGUACUGCCCGCCCGUGGUGGUGUCCCACCGAGACGACAGGCCCUCCGCGGCGGGUCAGGCUCCGCGCACCCCCGCCGGCUUCGCCACGCAGCAGCCGCAGGAGCUCCUGAACCUCAUCCUGCCGCCGCGGGAGUGGGAGGAGGCGCAGAAGCUCUGGGUGCAGGAGGUGAGCACCGCGCCCAGCACCCGCCGCGACGUCGUGCAGCUGCAGGAGCAGCUGGACCGGCAGCUGCAGCAGCGGCAGGCGCGGGAGACCGGGCUGUGCCCCGUGCGCAGGGAGCUCUACACGCAGUGCUUCGACGAGCUGAUCCGGCAGACCACGGUGAGCUGUGCCGAGCGGGGGCUGCUGCUGCUGCGCGUGCGGGACGAGCUGCAGCUGACGCUGUCGGCGUACCAGGCGCUCUACGAGAGCAGCGUGGCCUUCGGCGUGCGCAAGGCGCUGCAGGCCGAGCAGGGCAAGGCCCACCUGGAGAAAAGGGAUGGCAGCAAAGACCAUCAAAAUACUCAGCUCACUCUCCUCGGGCUUAGCUGCUCUUCUGAAGCUUGUUGUACAGCUUUAAAGACUGCACCACACUCCACUCUCUCCUGAUGCCUUAAAUUUUUUCUCUUGUAUUUUUCAGAUUCUGCACUGCAUUAGUAAAUAACUCUGAACUUCAUAUAGAGUGUUAGCAAGUUCUCUUUACAGUUUAGUUAGACAAAACAAUCUUUUUUCCUUUCCUGAGAACACCAUUAUAGCUUCAGGCUCAAAAAGUAUGAGCAGUAAAUUGAGGAGAGCAAACUGGGAGGAUGGGACUUCAUAACCUGAAGCUGUAAUUCAGCAAUUAACUCCAAUAUGUAAAUGGGCCAAUACUUAUAAAACUGUGAAAACUCUUGACCCAUGGUGCAUUUUGGGUGUAGCCACAACCAGGCUCAUGCACUGCCAAAGGUGUAUCCUUUGAAAGCUUUUUAAUAUAACUUCCUUCAUUCCUUUAACUCUGGCUAGCCUCUGUUCUAGGUAGCCUCUCAAGGCAUCAGUCCCAUCUGAACUAAAAAUUGACUAUUUUCCAACAAAACCUGAGACAUCUGUACUCUUUCCCAAGAUUGCAGAGCUGGAAGAGGAGAAGGAGGAGCUGGAAAAACAAGUGAGCGAAGAGAAAGCGAAAUGUGAGGCCAUUGAAAGGCAAGAAACAGAACGGAGAGAAAUAGAAGAGAAGAAACACAGUGAGGAGGUUCUGUUCC